This is a messenger RNA of Aspergillus heteromorphus CBS 117.55, 6480 nucleotides long. RefSeq lists its product as uncharacterized. Bases 201 to 6380 code for a protein of 2059 amino acids. NCBI's taxonomy places the organism in Eukaryota, Fungi, Ascomycota, Eurotiomycetes, Eurotiales, Aspergillaceae. The record is from RefSeq and is a predicted model, not a curated record. The transcript has 5 exons.
CUCGUGUGCUUUUCGCCUAUCUUUUAUACCCCUCGGUGUUUUCUUCGUUGCCUUAUCCACUGUUCCAUACGGAUCUGUCUCGGAAAUCCCUCGCGCCAUCGGUGUACUACCUCAAUUGGGGCUGAUACUCAGUCCUGGAGAUCCAUGCGCCUGGCCUGGAGGAGCCGCGCGCCGUCUUACAACUGUCGGCUGUUUCCAGUAUGGAUGUUCUGCUCAUCGCCCAUCAUGACAACCUCGGACCUCCGCCCUCGGGGCAUGUCGAUUCCCGGAUUGGAAGUCUGAGCGGUUGUCGCAAUGAGGGGUGGGACGAGAAACAUGGUUGGCUACAGACCGGCGUGGUAUUGGGGAGCCUGGGUUCCCGCGCGACCAGCUGCGGCUAUAUGCAGAAUACUAGAACAGUCGGGGCAGGGAAGGACACGGAGAGUUGCCUGUUGAGGGCAUGCUAUAAAACCGUCCGAGCCCUUGAGGCUGACUUUCAGACCCUCGAACCUCCGGUCUAUGACCAGCCCCCGCCGUCCUACGAUGAUGCGAUAUGUGAUCUACCUCCGGACUACUCCACACUUGCGCCGUUAGCUCAGCGAAAGGACCUAGUUCAGGACUCCGCGCCUGCACGGACCACGGAGGAAUCAAAGCCUGGGCCCGCGUCUCGGUGGAUCGAUCUGGGGUCGACCUCCGGGGUCCGUGAGCACAAGGGAGGAAAGAAGAAGAAAAAGCCCGCUACGCAGCCACAGCGGCAGAGUACGCCGCCGGAGGACAGCGGGGGUGAUAAGCCGGAAGGGGGCGGCCCCGGCGAUGAUCAGAAUGGCGAUGGUGCCGGAAACGACGGAGGUGAUGGCGGUAAUGACAAUGGCGGGGGCGGUGAUGGAGGCGACGGAGGCGAAAGGGGCGAUGGAGGUGAUGGAGAUGGCGAGGACGACGAUUGGAACGCAUGGAACUCGACUUCGACAAAGAAGAACAAGAAAAAGAAGAAGCAGGAAGAGGAGGAAGAGCGCCUGAGAAAGGAGGAGGAGGAGAAAGCGGCGAAGGAAGAGGAGGAGAGACUCGCGAAGGAAGAGGAGGAAAGACUCGCGAAGGAAGAGGAGGAAAGACUCGCGAAGGAAGAGGAGGAGAGGCUGGCCAAAGAGGAGGAAGAGAAAAAGGCCGCUGAAGACGCCGCCGCCGCCGCUGCCGCCGCUGCCGCUGCCAACAGUCUCAGCUGGGCUGACGAUGCAGAUGGAAACGGUGAUGACGCGUGGGGCGGAUUUACGACUACCACCAAGAAGAAGAAAAAGAAGGGCAAGGCCGCCGACCCCGUCCCAGCCGAUCCUCCUUCGAACGCUUUCCAGGAAGUUAGUCUAAAUGAUGGCGCACCGCAACUCGACCUGAGCUUCCCUCCUCCGGCAGCCGACAACAAUAGCUUCAACUUCGGAUGGGGCGGCGGCAAGGGUGGCUGGGGCUCGAACGACAAAUGGGGCCUCGACUCUGUCGGGAAGGAUAGCAAACCCAAGGAGGACAACAACCCUUGGUCUUUCGCCACGGAUAACAACGCUUCGGUUGGAUUCGGGUUUGGCAGUAUAGACCCGCCUGCUCCUGAACCUGUUGCCGAAGAGAACAAGGCGGAAGAAGAUCUCUGGGCCGGGUUUUCUACGGCUACUAAGAAGGACAAGAAGAAAAAGAAGAAGGCACUCGAAGAGGAACCUCCACAAGAACCUGAGCCUGAGCCAGAGCCAGUUCAGGAACCCGAACCCGAACCGGAGCCUGAGCCUGAGCCUGAGCCCGAGCCCGAGCCCGAACCUAAACCCGUCCCUGAACCUGCACCUGUCAUCGAAAGUUCCUGGGCACAAGGUCUUUCUAAGAAAGAGAAGCGAAAGGCAAAGAAGGGGCAGGUUAAGCCUGUCGAGGAGCCGGCUCCUGAGCCGGUCGUUGAAGAGCCGAAAGUUGAUGAUACCUGGGCGGCUGAGCCUGAACCGGAGCCGGAGAAGCCAGUCGAGGUGGCCGAUGACGAUGACUGGGGGGCCUGGGGUGGGGUCACCAAUAAAGACAAGAAAAAGAAGAAGGGUAUUGUGGUUGAAGAACCCCCUCCGGAGGAGCCUCCUGCACCUGAGCCCCCUGCAGCAGUCGAGCCAGCGCCAGCGGAAGACGACUGGUCUGCUUGGACCUCCAGCUCGAAGAAGAAGGACAAGAAGGCCAAGAAGAACGCGAUCCUCGAGGAGCCAGUCAUCGAAGAGCCGCCUGCUCCAGAACCAGAACCACCAGCAGAGCCUGAGCCUGCUCCUGAGCCUGCGCCUGAGCCCGUUGCGGAGAAGAAAGAGGAGGACGACUGGGCGCCCUGGGGUGUCUCCACCAAAAAGGAUAAGAAAAAGAAGAAGGGCAAGUUGAUUGAACCGGAGCCAGAGCCGGAACCCCUGCCUGAACCUGAGCCGGAGCCGGAGCCUGCUGUAGAGCCGGAACCUGAGCCAGUCAUUGAGCCUGAACCAGAACCGGAACCUAAGCCUGAGCCGGAACCAGUGAAGGAGCCUGAACCGGAGCCUGAGCCUCCUCAGUUACCGGACAACCCGCUUUAUAAUAACUGGCUUACCCUCUCGUCCAAGGAUAGGAAGAAGCGAGAAAAGCAGCUGGUAAAGAAAGGACUCCCGGUCCCUGGUAAAGAUUUCGACUGGCCACCCAAGGAGCCAGAGCCCACGCCAGAACCUGAACCUGAACCGGAGCCUGUCCAAGAGCCAGAGCCUACUCCAGAACCGGAGCCGGAACCUGAGCCUGUUGCUGAACCUGAACCGGAGCCGGAGCCUGUUGCUGAACCUGAACCUGAACCUGAACUGGAGCCGGAGCCUGAGCCUGAGCCAGUCCCAGAAGCCGAACCUGAACCGAUUCCUGAGCCUAUCCCUGAACCCAUCCCUGAAGUAGUCCCGGAAAAGACUUACGAGGAAAACAGCUGGGGCAUCUGGAACACGUCGAAGGACAAGAAGAAAAAGAAGAGCAAGAUCGCUCUCGAACCUCCUCCGCCCGCGCCUACCCCUCCCUCCUUUGGAUUCACUCCUGAGCACGAUGACUUUGUACCUACAGAGCAUGUACCAGAGGAACCUCUCUAUGAUGACUAUGACACACCUUCGAAGGGAGCGAAGAAGGGUUAUGGCGAAGAGGAAGCCAAGCCUGCCAUGGGAUUUUGGGCCAGCCUGGGUGUAGCGGCCAUGGGCAAACCCAAGACAACGAAGAAGAAGUCUGUCGAGAAGCCCAAAAUCAUCGAUGAAGCACCGGAGCCUGAGCCUGAGCCUAUACGAGCCAGCCAGUUCUCCGUGGAAGACUUCCUGAUUGACGUUGACGAUGAUCUGAAGAUGCCCGAGGCGCCCGAACCGCCCAUCGCGCCAGUUGUCGAAGAACCACCCGCACCAGCCGCGCCGCCAGCGAAGGCUUCUGCUGGCACCUCCAAGACCAAGUCAUCCGCCAAACUGUCCGUCGCAGAGCGAAUCAAAGUGCUGGAGCAGACUAGGAGGGACAAACUGAAAGAGAUGGCCGAGAAAGCUAAGGCCAAGGAGACCCCACCCCCACCUCCACCCCCGCCCCCAGAAGAACCCCCUCAGCCCGAGCCCGUCGAGCUUUUUGAACCUGAGCCAGCUCCAUACAAAACCCCCUCUCGGGACUUGCUUCCCGGGAGUUUCCCGGACGCAUUCGACGACGACUUUGACGAUAUUCCGCCACCUGCUCCAGAGCCACCUGCUUUCGAACCAGAACCGGAGCCGGAGCCGGAGCCGGAGCCGGAGCCAGUACCCGAACCUAAGCAGCCUGAGCCCGAGCCCGAGCCGGUGCUCUUGUCAAAGAAAUCCAAGAAGAAGGAGAAAAAGAAGGCGAAAGCUAUCGUACUUGAGCCCGAGCCCGAGCCGAUCCCUGAGCCAGUCCCUGAGCCCGUCGCGGAACCGGAACCAGAGCCGGAGCCGGUACCUGAGCCAGAACCACCAGUGGCUGAGCCGGAGCCUGAGCCUGCACCCCCGGCACCUGAGCCUGCACCAGCGCCGAUCUCAAAGACUGAGAAGAAGAAAAAGAAGAAGAAGGUUGUCGAGCCGGAGCCGGAGCCGGAGCCUGAACCUGAACCUGAACCUGAACCUAUUCCCGCCCCUGCUGAACCCGAGCCUGUUCCCGAACCCAUUCCCGAACCGCCGGUCGAGCAAGAGCAGGAAUUUCUACCGGAGCUCGAUGAAGCGCCUCCCAUUCCCAAGCCCGAAAAGAAGAAGAAGAGCAAGAAGGUCUCUAGUCUAGAGCGGACACUGCCACCUGUGGAGCAGAUCCCUGCCGAUGCCGAAAUGGCGAACGCAGCUGAGCCAGCUGAACCCGAAGUAGAAGUAGGCCCUCCAACGCCUCCACCGGAAGUUGCUGAGCCUGAGCCCGAACCCGAGCCCAAGCCUAAGCCGGUGAAGAAGGAGCGCGUUCGGCUUGAACGCGCGCCAGGCUCUACCGCGUGGGGCUUCUUGAGCGCCACGCCGCCCAAGAAACCAUCCCAGCGGGAACAACGACAUCGUCGGGAGCAGUCGCCACCACAGAUCAUCCGAUCCAAGUCGACCAGGCAGUCGCGGCCCAAGGAGCCUGAGAACGAGGGCGAGAAAUCGUCAUCUGACAAGGAGCGGCGUCGAGAAGCCCGUCAGAGCAAGGGGUUGGCCUUCUCGAACUUUAUCUUGGGGGCGCCUCCGCCUACCAGGACUAAGUCUAGUCGGAGACCUGGGGCACAUGCAUCGCGAUCGGUGUCGAGACGUCCAUCCGUGGAUAUGGAAGAUGCGGGCUUCCCGACUCCUCCGCCGGAAAGCAGACGCGACGUGCCAGAUAAGGCGGCUAGGAUGAUGGGUGUCAAUGGCACCUCUAGGAGAGAAAGACCGCAUGGAUCUCGGAGACAAUCGCGCAUUCGCGAUCCGUAUGCAAUCGACGACGAGGACAUGGUCAUGGUUGACCGGGAUGAUAUUGAUGCUCCAAAGGCCAACUCCAGAGGAUCGAGAUAUUCAGACAGACGGUCAAGAAGACAGUCGCGGUCCAGACAUGAAGACGACGCUGUCAUGCUCGACGCAGAACACCCUCACCAAGGCCCGGAAGUCUUCUCGGGCCCCGACGAUCUUGCCUUUGUGGAAGCACCAAGGGAACGCCGCCUGAGACGCUCGAGCACGGCCCCAAAGAAACCCGAGUCCACCGGCCUGAUGGGUUUCAUUGGCUCGUUGCGCAAGUCCACCCGUCCGGACCCCCCGGAGCGUCGAAAGUCGCGGUCCCAGCGUGACGACGACGCCAGAUACAUGACGGAGCCAGAGCGGGACUACUCCCGACGCCCACGACGCGAGGAGAGGAGAAGACGCCCGGAAAGAGCGGACGUCGAUGACGAGGCCUUUGCCUACGAAGGCGGUCCAGUCGGCGGCUUUCCCGAGACGGAUAUCGACGAGGUGGAUGCGAGGAGAGCGGCCCGUCGGUCUCGACGAUCCUCCCGCCAGGCACCGUCUGAUCACCGCGACAGCGAAUGGCGCGAAGCCGAGGAGAGACGUGCGCGGCGGCGAGAGCGAGAAAGGGCGCGGGAGCGCGAGAUGCAAGAGCGCGAGAUGCAGGAACGACAGCUCCGCGAGGAAGAAGAACGCGAAGACAGACGGAGAGAAGAACGACGAGCACGCAGGGCCGCUCGUGAAGAGCGCCGUGCCAGAGAAGAGCAACAGGCUCGGGCGCAAGAGGCCGAAGCCCAAGCCCACGCCGACGCCGAAGCGCGGGCUGCGGAACGACGCGAACGCAGACGCCGGCGGGAGGCAGAGAUGCAAGACGCCCCCGCCUACGAGCCACGGCCCAAGCGACGAUCCUCCCGUCACCCCAACCCCAACCCCAGCCCCAUCGACGACAGAACCGCACGGGAAUUCUACCUAGGCGGCCACGAUGGCUUCGAUCGCCGCGACGCAUACCGUCCCCAUCCCCGUCCCGACCGCUCCGCCGACGACGGCGCGCGCCCUAAACGCCGCAAAUCCCGCGCCCCAGACCCGUACCCGCCCCCGCCCAUGAUGUCCGGCGGCCGCAAGGACAAGGAUAAAACUUCAUCCUGGGUCAACUCGCAGGCUAGCGAACCCCCGGAGCCCCCACCGCUGGUCGCUACCGUGCUGGAUGUCCCGCCGGGGCGCGGGGAUCCGAUGAACACGCACUCGAUUUCUUCGGAUGAGGAGACGAGGCGUGGGAUGAGGCGCAGGGCCAGACUACGGGCUAGAUAUCCUGGUUUGAAUGAUGAGGAAAUCGAUGACUUGAGGGCCCGGAAGCGUGAGGCGAGACGCUCGGAGAGGAGUUCGGGGAGUGCGGAUUACGAACGGGCUCGGGGGAUGAGGGCAUAUGACGAUCGGUAUGAUGCGCCGCCGGUGGGUAGGAUGCCGGGUUGGUUUAGGAAGUUGACUAACAUGGGUUGAUUACCUUGGGCUGGCUGAGCUGUGCUGAUACUGAUGCUGAUGCUGAUGCAUACAAUGUUGAGGAUGCAUGCAUGCAUGCAUGCAUCUUAUGAGUGAACGA